This is a messenger RNA of Strigops habroptila (Kakapo), 567 nucleotides long. RefSeq names its product zinc finger HIT-type containing 1 (gene ZNHIT1). The annotation marks the transcript as partial. Gene Ontology annotation, cellular component: Swr1 complex. Lineage: Eukaryota; Metazoa; Chordata; Aves; Psittaciformes; Psittacidae. Gene Ontology annotation, molecular function: nucleosome binding. The transcript is spliced from 2 exons. Gene Ontology annotation, biological process: chromatin remodeling. The record is from RefSeq and is a predicted model, not a curated record.
CUCCGGGUCCACUUUGGGUCCAUUUUGAGCCACUUUGGGUCCGUUUUGAGCCACUUUUGGUCCAUUUCGACCUCUCUGGGUCCACUUUGGUCCAUUCUGGGCCACUGUGGGUCCAUUUUGAGCCACUUUGGGUCCAUUUCGACCUCUCUGGGUCCAUUUUGGGCUGUUUUUGCGCCAUUUUCAGCCCAUUUCCCUUGUGUCCCCCCCCCCCCCCAGAACCUGAGCGCCUCCGAGGGCCCCAACUACGUGUCCGCCUGCGCGGGCCCCUCGCGCCGGCCCCAGCGCCACUUCUGCAGCGUCUGCGGCUUCCCCUCGGCCUACACGUGUGUGAGCUGCGGCGCCCGCUUCUGCUGCACGCGGUGCCUGGGCACGCACCACGACACGCGCUGCCUCAAGUGGACGGUGUGAGAUGACGUCACCCCCCCCAAGAUGAUGUCACCCCCCCCAAGAUGACGUCACCACCAAGAUGGCGCCGCCAGGAGCCCCUUUUUGGGUCCAAACCCGUGGUUUUCGGGCAACCCCCCCCCCCCCGCAAAAGGCAACAAAUAAAAGGAUUUGGGUGGAUUC